AUGCGACGGAUCCUUCCUGUCGUCGCUGCCACGCAGGGCCUCGGUGUGGCUCGCUGUGCCCCAGCGACGCCUGCGUUGCAGCAGCGGCGCAAACAGUCAGACGUCCCUGCACGACGGCAGUUGCACGAAAAUGACAAUUUUUUCAGCGGUGCAUCGGCGAUGUAUCUGGAAACUUUAUACCAGAGCUGGAAGGCGGACAGGAGCUCCGUGGAUCCCUCAUGGGACGCCGUUUUUGGCGCAAGGGAGAUGCAGUCGUACGACACACCGAUUCUGAGUUCGGCUAUUCGUGUCCUGCCAACGACGUUGGAGGACCCUGUUGCUGUGCAGCAGUCGCUAAAGGACUGCGGACGGCUGACGUGGAUGAUUCAGGCCUUUGAGGAUCGCGGCCACCUUCUAGCCUCCACCGAUCCCUUGGACUACAACAACAAGGGACCGCUUGGCCGCGUCGCAUCGUGUAAUCGUAAGGAUAUGCUGCGCCUUGAUCCUGCCUACUUUGGGUUCACACCAGAUGACUAUAACCGUGUGGUGCGGGUCGGUUUUCAGGAAGAGGUGAAUGGUGUGCUAAGCACCAGCUCCCGUCCAAUGACAGUCAGGGAACUAUAUGAAUACCUCACCAUGCGUUUCUGUGGCACCGUCGGUUUUGAGAUGUCGCACAUUGUGGACAGAGAGACAAGUCGUUUCCUGCGCGAAGUGGUGGAGUCGGAUGGGGCUUACAAUCCCUUGCACCGCGCUCUCACUAAGGAGGAACAGACGUGGGCCUGGGACCUUGUCGCCUCCUCCGUCUACUUUGAGGAUUUUUUUAAGCGCAAGUACUCGACCCAAAAACGGUUCGGUUGCGAUGGGGCGGAGUCCGUUGUUCUUGGCCUGCGCGCCCUCAUGGAGGCUUCCUCCAGAAAUGGCGUGGAGAGGGUGCACAUGUGCAUGGCACAUCGAGGUCGCCUCAAUGUCCUCUACCACGUCAUUGGCAAGCCGUUCCCUGUGAUUUUGAAGGAGUUUGUCGGAAUCACAGGACCCGAGUUGGAGCCGUACAAGAUGCAGUCGGACGUGAAGUACCACCUGGGUGCACGAUCUACGAUGAAGAUGCGGGAUGGAAAGACCAUAAUCACGGAGCUGCUACCCAAUCCAUCGCACCUUGAGGCGGUGAACCCGGUUCUACAGGGAUAUACAAAGGCCGUACAAACUUCAAUGGGUGAGAAAGGAGCCUCCGCCGUGUUGCCGGUUGAGAUUCAUGGUGACGCUGCCUUCAGUGGUCAGGGUGUUGUCUUCGAAACGAUGUGCGUAAGCGAGGUUGACGGCUUCUCUACAGGAGGCACUGUGCAUGUGGUGGUGAAUAAUCAAAUUGGUUUCACCACGGAGCCCAUGUGCUCACGCAGCAGCGCCCACUGCACAGACUUGGGGCGUGUCUUUCAAUGCCCCAUUUUACACGUUAAUGGGGACUCGCCUGAGGAUGUCGUUCGGGUAUUUGAGUUUGCUGCAGAUUUUCGGGCCAAGUUCAAAAAGUCCAUCGUCAUUGAUCUCGUUUGCUACCGUCGGUUUGGUCAUAAUGAGAAUGACGAUCCGACCAUUACGCAACCUCUCCUGUAUAACCGUAUCAACGCCGUGGGGGACUUGUUCAGGAGGUACUCUGAAAAGUUGAUUGAGGCGGGAGUCAUCACGUCGAAGCAGCAGACAGCGAAGGCCAUCGCAGAAAAGGAACGAUAUGGCAAAUAUCAGGCAGAGGCAGCUAAGGUGCAUUACAGCAGUUUCCUCACGUCCUGCAUCCCCGAUAAGUGGAAGUGCCUGAAGCACUCCGAUCAGUUGGGUGAUGUCAAGCUGGAGCCAACAGCUGUUGCUGGCGAAGAAUUUAAGCCUGUGAUCGAUGCACUUAAAGUGUUGCCAGACGGCUUCGUUGUGCAUCCCAAGUUGAAAUCCGUGCUGGAUCGCCGUAUUGAAACCUUGGAAAAGGGUGAGGGAAUCGAAUGGGGAGCGGCAGAGGCGUUGGCGUUCGGGUCUCUUGUGUUAGAAGGUACAAAAGUGCGUCUGAUGGGGCAAGAUGUGGAGCGGGGGACCUUUUCCCAACGUCAUGCCGUCUUGCACGACCAGAAUAAGAUACGCACUUACACCCCUCUUGCGCACAUAAGCAAAGAUCAAGCCCCGUUUGUUGUCAACAAUAGCCCUCUCAGUGAGUACGGCGUGCUUGGCUACGCGGCUGGUUACUCCCUCUUCGACCCUAACUCUCUCGUGGUGUGGGAGGCACAGUAUGGCGAUUUUGCAAACGGUGCCACCAUUAUCUUUGAUCAGUUCAUCUCUGCUGGGGAGUCCAAGUGGAACCAGCAGCAGGCUAUCGUGGUGUCACUUCCGCAUGGCUAUGACGGGAGGGGCGCAGAACACAGUAGUGGGCGUAUUGAACGCUUCCUGCAGGCCGUUUCGGAGGACGUCGCGACCCCGGCGUACUCCAUUGAGGAACGUGCUCACCGUGUGAACAUGGAGGUUGUGUAUCCCAGCACCCCCGCACAGUACUUCCACCUUUUGCGGCGACACGUGCGACGGGACUUCCGUAAGCCGCUUAUUCUCUUCUUCUCUAAGAAGUACCUUCGCUCCCCGAACGAGUCCACAAUGGAGGAGUUCACAUCUGGCAAGUUCCACCCCGUCAUUGGGGACGCAUCUGUGCCGCCAGAGAAGGCGCGUCGGCUCGUGAUGUGCACUGGACAGCUGUACCACACUCUCAAUGGCUACCGCAGGAAAAACGGGAACACAGAUGUGGCGCUUGUUCGCAUCGAGGAGCUCUCGCCAUUCCCUGUGGCGGAGGUGCAGAAGCUGCUCCAGGACUACAGCAAUGCCGAGCUGAUGUGGGCACAGGAGGAGCCAAGGAACCAGGGUGCGUUCUACCACGUGGAGCCGCGCGUUGAGCUCUACACGGGCGGACAACGCGAGUUGAAGUACGCCGGUAGAGAGAUCAGCGCGUCGCCGUCAACCGGGUACAAGAGUGUGCACGAAGCUGAGGAGCUCCACAUUUGCGAGGUUGUCUUUGAGUAG
This is a messenger RNA of Trypanosoma conorhini, 3015 nucleotides long. Its product is annotated as 2-oxoglutarate dehydrogenase E1 component, mitochondrial precursor. Bases 1 to 3015 code for a protein of 1004 amino acids. The transcript has a single exon. Gene Ontology annotation, biological process: tricarboxylic acid cycle. Gene Ontology annotation, molecular function: oxoglutarate dehydrogenase (succinyl-transferring) activity; thiamine pyrophosphate binding. Gene Ontology annotation, cellular component: oxoglutarate dehydrogenase complex; mitochondrion. Lineage: Eukaryota; Euglenozoa; Kinetoplastea; Trypanosomatida; Trypanosomatidae. The record is from RefSeq and is a predicted model, not a curated record.